AUGCCUUACAAGAUUCCGACAUUACCUGGGCAAUUUCAUAUUGGGGGCUUGUUUAAGAUAUUUCAGGCAAAACAUGGAGAAUGUACGGAUGAGAUCGACACAAUGUCUGUUCGCACGUUCGAGGCAGUGAAAUGGACUCUUAAGAUGCUAAAUGAAGCCAACUACAUUCCAGGGAUAACACUUGGUGUAGAAGCCUAUCCCACCUGCAACGUUGAAGGGAAAGCUGUUGAGCAGACAACGAAUCUGGUCAAAAGUCGACAAUUACCCAUUAUUGGCUUGGUUGGUCCGGAAUACAGCUUCGAGGCUGUGGACACAUCUUCAUACAUAAGCUCUCUUGGAAAAAACCGUUUAAUUCUUCAGACCCUCUUUUCCACGACGGCCUCAGCUCUGAGUGAUAAAACCAAAUAUCAAAACAUUCUUAGAGUCAUCCCUGAUGAUACCAAGCAAACCUCGGUCAUCAUGUCUCUCAUAAAGAAAAUGGAAUGGAACUACAUCGGUUUUGUUUAUGAGAACAACACGUAUGGAAGGGGAAACUAUGAGGCCUUACAAAUCCGAGCAAAGAAAAACAGCAUAUGUAUCGCAAGCGCACAAGCAGUAUCUGUUGAGACAGGGGUUGUAGAUAUCAAAAACUUGAAGAUUCAAUUAGAGUCGAUGAUAUAUCAUCCUGAGAGUCAGAUAUCAGGCAUAAUCAUGUUUGGCUCUACAGGUACAGCAAAAGCUUUUCUUUCAAGUGCCCAGAGUCUUAGCGAUACAAUUAGAUUUCGGCUUUCGAUAAUAUUUUCCGAAGGAACAGCAGAUAUUGAUACGGAAACUUUAAACAAUUAUGCAAUAUCAAAAGGGUCUUUCUUUACAAGUCCACAUGUACUUAAAUUUGAAAAGUUUCAACAUCAUUGGAAGAAUAUUCUGACAAACAAAACUGUUUUGAAUCAAGAAGUAUUGACUAAUCCCUGGCUGGAAAAUGUAAUAAAGAAAUUUGUUCCUUGUGAUGUUCUCAACGUAUCUUGUUCAAUGCCUGCCUGGUCAAGUGUAAAGUCUGUAACUGGCGAAAAUGUAUUUGAAGGUUAUGCCAUUGUAUCUACCUUGUUGAUUGCUAAAAUUUUAAAAAAUCUUCAGGUGAAAAUAUGCGGAGGCAAUGGUAUUUGUGAUGAACUGAAUAUCACAUUGCAACAACGGAAAUAUGAGUUGCUAGAAGAGGGGGAAAAUUGUCAGUUAAAUAUGAACGACUUUAAUGAAUCAGCAUUUGCUUUAGAAACCCAACUGCUCCGUGAUUAUUUUGAAAAUACACAUGGGACAAAAUGGCCAAACAUAACAAAAGCACAGUGUAACAUAGGAAGAAAAUGCGAUUCAUGUCGAAAUUUAAAUCUAGCCAAUGAAAUAAUGUUUAGGAGAGGGAAUCUAUAUGUAGUUGCUGUGGUUCCAAUACAUAAUAGAAAUUCAUCGGAUCGUCUGAAAUGUGGCGUUAUUCGAACAGCAAAUGGAUGGGAACUUGCAGAGGGUAUAAAGUUUGCCGUAGAGUCUGCGAAUAAAAAGACUGGAAGUUUUUCUAACUUAUUUCACGGAAAACAAAUUGGUUUCAUAAUAUUUAAUAGUUGUGACCAACCACUCCUAAUUCAAAGAAAACUAUUGCAAUUUUUUAGUGAGGAUUACGUUUUCAAAGACGGCACGAAAUUUUCAGAAGUACGAAAAAACAUUCUCGGGUUCGUAGCCGCCUAUGGUAGCAGUACAAGCCGAUUAAGCUCUUUGAUUUUACAGGAUUUUAAUUUUCCACAAAUCAGUUACGCUUCUACAGCAGCCAUUUUGAGUGACAGAUCCACUUAUAAAUAUUUUUUGCGCACCUGCACACCUGACGACAAGCAGGCUGUUGCAAUGUUAAAUAUAGUAAAAACAUUGAAUUCCUCAUACAUUCAAAUAUUAUACAGCGAGGGAAUUUAUGGCGAAGGAGCAAGGGAUGCAAUCAUGCACAGUGCCAAAGAUUUUAAAAUAUGCAUUGCAAAUCAAAUCGAGGUAAAAGAGAAUCAAUACUCUAAAAUUAACGACGAUCUUAACAGGACACCUUAUGCAACCGUUGUUCUCUUGUUUUUAAAAAGUCAUGUCUUGAAGGAUGUUGUGGCCAAGUUACAUGACACACUAAGUUUAGGGACAUUUUUAUUUAUAGGUUCUGAAGCCUUUGGAACACGUUUGGAUAUCAUUUCUGGAAAAAACAAUCUUGAGGGAACAAUAUCUCUUUCUUUGCAAAUGAAACCUGCAAUUGGAACAUCUAGAUUCGAGAAAUACCUGUAUGAUACCCUAGCUAAUAAAAGUGAGGAUUUGAACCCAUGGACAAAUGAGUACUUUGAACAGAGAAAUACUUGUUUCCUGCCGGGCAGCUUUAACAAACUUUCUGCUUCUCAGUGUGCGAAUUUCAAGGAAGAAUUCAACGACAAAGACUAUCAGCCAGAACUAUGGACUGCCUUUGCUAUCAAUGCGAUGUUUUCUCUUCUACAAGGUACAAAUAAGUCAUUUGGUGAACUAUGUGGUAGUCAGUCUUCUACGUUAUGUCAAAGGUACCGAGAUUCUCCACAAAAGGUUUACGAUAUGAUAAAGAAUGAAAAACUCGUGAUUGAUGACAGCGGAAUUCCUUCCAAAGUUUUUAACGAAAAUGGUGAUGGUAAUAUUGGAUAUAAGAUAUACCAAGUUCAGAGAAAAACCACAGAUGCUAGUCAACUUACAUUUAUUGAAAUUGGUCGAUAUACAUUGAAUAAAGAUGGUUACUCCGUGUAUGAAAAAAUCAUUAAGGACCCCUUUAAAGUUCUGCCCUCUAAAUGUCCGAAUCCAAAGGAAUGCAGUAAAUGUUUGAUGCAAUAUACAGGGUCAUCUUCAAUCAAUAAUUUGUCAAGUGAGGCACAGUCUUCCAAAGCAACAGUGGCGUUAGGAGUACUAUUUGGAUUGACUUUACUAGCACUAGGUAUAAUGAUUGUCCUCUUCUGCAAGAUGUAUGGGCGAAAAAUAAAUGUAGAUGAUAAUCCAUAUUUAGAACCCCAUUUGUCAACAAAUUUAGAUCACCUGUAUUAUUAUGGGGAUAGCGGAUGCACCUCAUGCUCAUCAGGAACAGAUAUACCAAAUUUGCCGAAUCCUUCCGAGCAUCAGCAGGAAAUAGUGACUACUAUGAAGGAGCAAACGAAUUAA
Messenger RNA from Saccostrea echinata, 3165 nucleotides. RefSeq lists its product as uncharacterized. The transcript has 8 exons. Gene Ontology annotation, cellular component: membrane. Lineage: Eukaryota; Metazoa; Mollusca; Bivalvia; Ostreida; Ostreidae. Gene Ontology annotation, molecular function: adenylate cyclase inhibiting G protein-coupled glutamate receptor activity. Bases 1 to 3165 code for a protein of 1054 amino acids. The record is from RefSeq and is a predicted model, not a curated record. Gene Ontology annotation, biological process: G protein-coupled receptor signaling pathway.